AGUUUUUGGUUUGAUUAUUUUGACAGUUCAGUUGUCAAUAAACACUGUAGGGAGUGGGACGGUGUGUGUUAAUUUUAAUAAUUUAUUUUUCUGUAAUAUGUUGAUUUUUAAGUGUGGGCUUGUUAUACUAUCUUCAACAUUUAUACUAUCCCUUUGUUUUCAAGUUGCGCAAGAGACGAAUUCCUUGGACACUGGCCUUGCUUUUUUGUACCUAGCCAGCGGAGUAAUAGCUGGGAAAAUCAUAUAUGACAGAUACCAGCAAAUACAUAUUCUAGGCUCACUAACACCAAACCCAAAUGUGACUUCGUUUGCGAAUAGGAUUGCUUCCUUCUCAGCCUCCCUCCUGUCUGCGGGCUUCCUCGUUUAUUUAUUUCUGUUCUUGUUCAAGGUGGAUAACCAAUGCAUAACUGCAUUGAAUAUUUUUAUAUGUGGAUUUGGAACUUUAUACUUAUGGAUGCAGUGCAUUAUAACAACUUACGCAUCCACGCUGUAUUAUGACAAGAACUUGUCAGUGCUUCGACAAUGUCUGGCCAACCUGAGCUUCCUACUUCUAAUUGUAAUGGCGAUAUUCGGCACCAUCACCUCGUUUUUGCCUAGAGGUGGUUCCAGUGGAGUUUAUCUAUGUCUUCUAAUCACGUCUUUAUGUGGCUACAUGCUGGCAGCAAUAUUUUGUGUAUUUAUAUUGUCUUUCGAGAAAGAAUACGAGUAUUUUUCAGAGGGCUUACGAUCCGACAUGUUGCUCGACGACGACUGCCUGAGCAACGCGUCGCUGGCCGACGUGGACAGCCUGUACGGCACCCAGGAGUUCGCAGCCAGCGCCGUCAUAAAGGGCAGCCCGGCCCGCGCCCGGGCCUCCUGACCCGCGGCCGUGCCCCCACAGGGCACGCCCCUCCAGCCGUCUGCCCUAACUCCAAACUCACCUUUUUACGGCAGUUUUGGUAGUACGACCAUUAAAGCACCGAACGAUAACGAAACAAACGAAGUGGACAACGACAGUGGCAUGUCGUCCGAAGAAAACGACGACUCGCUAAAAUUGUUACUGAGUGCUUCUAACCUAAAAUUAAGUUCAAAUUUAAAAAACGAAGUAAUAAAGUGCCUAUCCAGUGAACCUCAAUGUGCUCAGCGCUGGAAUGAGAUUCCGUGUUGUUCGAACAAUGUUACUAAUGUAAGUGUUAUUAAUGAAGUUAAAACCGGGCUACACCUGGGCGGAGACAGUGACUUGGCGAUCGGGAAAAGUGAUAAAAUCGUUUCGGACUUUAUUGUGAUAGAUCUGACAUGUGAUGUCAAUAAUGUUCGUGAGUCUGGUAAGCGCGAGAAGAAGGUUG
This is a messenger RNA of Ostrinia furnacalis (Asian corn borer), 1325 nucleotides long. RefSeq lists its product as uncharacterized. The coding region runs from base 98 to 859 and encodes 253 amino acids. The record is from RefSeq and is a predicted model, not a curated record. Lineage: Eukaryota; Metazoa; Arthropoda; Insecta; Lepidoptera; Crambidae. The transcript is spliced from 7 exons.